AUGGUACUGGAUGAGUCAGAAGAAAUUCUGGCCAAAUUCUCCACUUUGGACACCAUAAAGUCAAAAUAUGAACGACUUGUGGAACUUGGGGACAUACAGACAAGAAGCAUCUGGCAAAACAAACCUCCAAUACCUUAUCUAGGCAAACCAAAGCCUCCAAUACCUUAUCUAGGCAAACCAAAGCCUCCAAUACCUUAUCUAGGCAAACCAAAGCCUCCAAUACCUUAUCUAGGCAAAACAAAGCCUCUAAUACCUUAUCGAGGCAAAACAAAGCCUCCAAUACCUUAUCUAGGCAAACCAAAGCCUCCAAUACCUUAUCUAGGCAAACCAAAGCCUCCAAUACCUUAUCUAGGCAAAACAAAGCCUCCAAUACCUUAUCUAGGCAAACCAAAGCCUCCAAUACCUUAUCUAGGCAAACCAAAGCCUCCAAUACCUUAUCUAGGCAAACCAAAGCCUCCAAUACCUUAUCUAGGCAAAACAAAGCCUCCAAUACCUUAUCUAGGCAAACCAAAGCCUCCAAUACCUUAUCUAGGCAAACCAAAGCCUCCAAUACCUUAUCUAGGCAAAACAAAGCCUCCAAUACCUUAUCUAGGCAAACCAAAGCCUCCAAUACCUUAUCUAGGCAAAACAAAGCCUCCAAUACCUUAUCUAGGCAAACCAAAGCCUCCAAUACCUUAUCUAGGCAAACCAAAGCCUCCAAUACCUUAUCUAGGCAAAACAAAGCCUCCAAUACCUUAUCUAGGCAAACCAAAGCCUCCAAUACCUUAUCUAGGCAAACCAAAGCCUCCAAUACCUUAUCUAGGCAAAACAAAGCCUCCAAUACCUUAUCUAGGCAAACCAAAGCCUCCAAUACCUUAUCUAGGCAAACCAAAGCCUCCAAUACCUUAUCUAGGCAAAACAAAGCCUCCAAUACCUUAUCUAGGCAAACCAAAGCCUCCAAUACCUUAUCUAGGCAAACCAAAGCCUCCAAUACCUUAUCUAGGCAAACCAAAGCCUCCAAUACCUUAUCUAGGCAAACCAAAGCCUCCAAUACCUUAUCUAGGCAAACCAAAGCCUCCAAUACCUUAUCUAGGCAAACCAAAGCCUCCAAUACCUUAUCUAGGCAAACCAAAGCCUCCAAUACCUUAUCUAGGCAAACCAAAGCCUCCAAUACCUUAUCUAGGCAAACCAAAGCCUCCAAUACCUUAUCUAGGCAAACCAAAGCCUCCAAUACCUUAUCUAGGCAAACCAAAGCCUCCAAUACCUUAUCUAGGCAAAACAAAGCCUCUAAAUUAA
Molecule: messenger RNA, 1275 nt
Organism: Physella acuta
Lineage: Eukaryota; Metazoa; Mollusca; Gastropoda; Physidae
Product: formin-2-like
Source: RefSeq, a predicted model, not a curated record